CUAUCUAUUCUACCCGCCUUUCCAUCUGCCUCCCUAUUUUUCUUCAUGAGCUCAACAGGCACGGGAGUCGACUUGCAUCCGAAUCUCUACGGAUAUGUGCCUACGAAGAGCGUGUGCGCUACAUUCGUCGUCCUCUUUGGUGUCUCAACCGUCCUUCAUACUUGGCAAGCUUAUCGCUCCCGAGAGUGGUGGCUGGUGUGGACGGUCCUGAUCGCUGGGGUAGCGGAAGUCGGGGGAUGGGUUGCGCGCACACUGUCGGCGAAUGAUCCCACCUCGUUGAUCCCGUUCAUCGUCCAGGCGAUCGUCCUCGUUCUUGCCCCCACCCCCCUGGUCGCGGCGCUGUUCAUGGGAUUUGGCCGUGUAGCAGAGAGACUUGGACCGGAGUAUAGUCGCUUGAGCCCUAGAAUGUACUCCCGCAUAUUUCUCACAUGCGAUUUAAUAGCACUGAAUAUCCAAGGCGGCGGAGGCGGACUCACCGCCAACCCCAAACUAUCCCCGUCUAUAGUACGGAUAGGCAGCUACAUCGUUCUGGGCGGUCUCAUCUUCCAGCUUAUCGCGAUGUCGAUCUUCAUACACUUGGUGGCCGAGUAUGUAUGGCGUCGCGCGGCCGACUGUCCGUUCAGGAAGCCGGGGACACCGGGUAACGAAGAGGACGCCCACCGCGUGCUCACCCGCGAGAUGAAGCUGCUCAUCACCGGCAUCUGCAUCAGCACCGUAUUCGUGUACCUCCGGUCUGUGUAUCGGGUCAUCGAAUUCGCCAACGGUUCCAACGGACCUAUCAUACACACCCAGGUUCUGUUCAACGUCUUCGACGGCGCGAUGAUCACGCUCGGCAUGUUCGCCCUCAACUUCAUGCACCCCGGCAUGCUUUUGAAGUCGACAGCGGCGGACGCAGGAUUCGAGUUGACAGAGCAGCCACCUCAUGCGGUGGCGACCUGAUUAACCAUCGACCCUGGUCGGCGGCGGCGGCGGUUGCAUCAACGCGGACUUAGAGUUUUCGGGGCCGCGGUGACGGCUCACCUCAGGCUGGUUGCGCGGCGUCGCAGCUGAGCAAGCCCGCAGAAUGUGGAGACGGAUGAAUCGGAUGGACAAUUUUUGUGUCGUGUUUCCCCUGUUUUGUUCGUUUUCAAUACUUGCUCUGAUGCUCCGAAUUUGCUGCGACAUUCCUUCAGAUCCCAGUGGACGCCCAGC
Messenger RNA from Trametes versicolor FP-101664 SS1, 1191 nucleotides. RefSeq names its product RTA1 like protein. The record is from RefSeq and is a predicted model, not a curated record. NCBI's taxonomy places the organism in Eukaryota, Fungi, Basidiomycota, Agaricomycetes, Polyporales, Polyporaceae. Gene Ontology annotation, cellular component: plasma membrane; fungal-type vacuole. Bases 46 to 939 code for a protein of 297 amino acids. The transcript is spliced from 10 exons.